Molecule: messenger RNA, 4074 nt
Organism: Schistosoma guineensis
Lineage: Eukaryota; Metazoa; Platyhelminthes; Trematoda; Strigeidida; Schistosomatidae
Source: the annotation of a GenBank genome assembly
GGUUAAUUAAGUGGGGGAUUUCGAAGUGAUACGUUUCACUGAUACACGCAUUGUGGUGCUUGUUAUCGCGUGGGCAUUGUGAGAUGGAUAGAGACUCACUUCUUAUGGCAGUUUCUUCUCUCCUAGAUCCAACUAUUGAUAACGAUCAGCGAAGUAAAUGCUUCAUGGUAGCUGAGAAUUACAAAAAUGAGCAAUUCCAGUAUGCUGAUGUUGACUUUCUGUGUAAUCCGAACCAGCCUUCUGCUAUCAUACUUUUUGGACUUCAGUGUUUAGAUCAUUACUUAAAAAAUCAUUGGGGUCAGAUGGGGUUUCAUGCGAAAUCCAGCCUGAAACAAAAUCUUUUUAAACUUUCAAGAGAAAUAAAUAAUUUUCGGUUUUCUAGAGAAGAAAUGCGCGCUUUCACUCUAAUGUUGAGUCAAAUUAUCGUUUUCCUCAUCAAGUGUGAAUGGCCUCAGCAAUGGCCUACUAUGUUACCUGAAUUCCUGUCCCUUGGAAAAUUAGGGAUUCCCCAAACUAAAUUAGUGCUGAAUUCAUUCUUAAGAUUGUACGAAGAUGUUAUACAAUUCCAAGAUGCUCCACCCUCUCGACGGCGUGAUAUUUUAACAGGUCUGAAUGACAACUUGACCGAGAUAUUUGUUUUUGCACUUGAUAGUAUUGUCAACAGACUCCCGAAUGCCGAUUCAUUCAUCGACUGCGACUCACUUGACAUCUGUCGUGAGUCAUUAUGUACAUUGGGAGGGUUCCUAGAGUCAUGUCGUCUAAAUGUUUUGACUUCUUGGACCCCUUCAGAAAUCGCCAUCAAAAACCUCAACCUUAGUCGCACCUUGCCAUUUCUGAGUUUAAUUACUACGCUCGUUGGGAUUAGAAGUUUACAAACCGAUGCUCUAAGUUUGAUAAAUAUCUUGCUAUCCAGACGAAUACAACCGGGAUCCGAAAUUCCAGAUUCAUAUGGCCCAACUAUAGCUGACAGUUUUCUGAAAGAGCCUUUGGGAUCUUCAUCUCCAUGCAAUAAUCUCAUAAAAGUUUUAUGUUCUACAUUAUCCGAAAAUCCCGAGUAUUCUGAUGAACGUUACAACUUCUUAAGGCUAUUUGGUGAUAUUGUAGUCCAUAUUGGUUGUCAUAUGAUUAUCCAUUGGAAGGAGUAUUCAUAUGAAUCCGCUCUCUGCAAUUGCUUGGACAAUGGUGUAUGUGAAUGUCCUAACCUACCAUCACAUCUCUUCCAGGCAAUUUUACGUUUGACUGCCUACCCAAUCCAAGUGAUAUCAGCGUGCACUAACAAAUUUUGGAUCACCGUUCUUCGUUCAGACGAAAAAUCUUUACUAAAGUUAACUGAAAGGUUUGCGGAUGAUUUAUUUAGCAUUUGGCGGAAGAAUUCAUUAAAAGUUGGUCAACCAUCUGGUACUGGUAUUCAAAGUGAGUGGAACCGAAGGAUUUUCGAAACCGACGAUCAUACUAGUUUUUUCUCCCGAUACCGAAGUGAUUUAGUGAAGUGUUUGUCAGCUGGAGCGUCUUGCUGGCCACAAAAAGUUUUACUUUUGUGUAUAUCAUGGAUUGAAACACUAAUCCAAGCAUCUCCUUCCUGUCAAGAUUAUGAUCCAAUUACUAAAUUCCUGUUAGCGACUUCACCACUUAUACUCGAAUGGGAAGCUUUAGAUUCGUUUCUAGAACCAUGUCUAUCAGCUGUUGAACAAUCAUUGGAGGCUCUUCAUAUUGAUAUGGAUGUUAGUUCAAAAGUAAAAAAUUUGAUUCAUGGGAUUUUACAAUCUUCAAAUAGUAUGGAUCCACUCCUUCGUGCUAAGCAUCUAGCUUGUUUAUCAAUGCUAUUACAACAUGUUGAUUCAAAUAAUGAUUCAGAACUUCUGGUACCCUUUUUAAAUAAGAUUUUUGAAUCUUUAAACUCUUGUCCUGUUGUGGAUGAAUCUCCAUCUUUAAUCGAUACACUUGAUUUUGUAAAUAGACCACGGCAAGUUAAAACUAUGCACUUAGCAUCUGCAACAUCAUUUCUUCGUUUCACUCGUGCUCGUCCUAUAAGAAUGAUGCCUUAUUUUGAUAAAAUAUUAAAUGAAAUAAAUAAACUUUGGAUGGAGAAAAUUUGUGGAAGUAUGGAGAAAGGUAUUCUUUUAGAAGCUUUAGUGAUACUUGGCUUUCGUGUUCCUCAGCCAAUCAAUGUACAGUUCAAUUUUCUUCAAAGUUUACUUGCCAAUGUUUAUGGUCCAUGGUGUGGUCAAGAUCCUUACAACGUGACACCACUUUCAGAACUAUUGCGCUCAUGUGAAUCUGGGGCACCUGGUUUAGUCGCAGUUUUAGGCCUUGAUAAACCUUCUGACCAAUUGGGGAACUUUGAAUCUCCAUAUGUUCAAACCCGGAUAAAUUUGAACCACAAUGUUCGUUCGUUAUUGGCUGUUUGUAGACGCCUCGCAGAACCGUGCAAUAAUCAGCAGCUUGAAAAUAUUUCACUACCCAUCUUGGAACCCGUUUUAUCACCAGUUCUACAUGUUCUUCGAGCAUUUAACGAACUUUGGUUACCGGAAACACUUAAACUAGUUCAUCCAACUUUACUUCCUGUAUUACAACAUACAGAUGAAAUUCAACUAUGUUUACUGAAUUCUCAAUUUCAAAAUAUACUCAAAUCUGUAGAUGUUACGAAUCCUUCGUUACACCGAUUGCGCACUUUUCUCAAUGACUGUCAUGAGAACUUGAUGGGGAUAGUUGGCUUUUUAUUUGUUUCGUUGGGGUCGAAAUUCUAUCGUUUACCAACCGAACAGUUAAGAAUUGCAUUGCACGAUGGUUGCUGUGCUGCAUUUGAACAUUUGCCUGACCUCAAGCUAAAUAGUCUUCUACGAUCUAUUCUUCGUCCAUUUAUCCGUCAGUGUCCUAGACAGUAUUUUGAAACUGCCAUCGCUCCCUUGGUCCCACCAGUAAUUGAAGCUGCUAUUAAGAGAACUGAAGCAAGAUGGAAUGAAUUAAUCAUGGCUGAAGGACGUAUCUGUGAUGACGAAAAAGCAGUUGCAGCUGAACUUGUACUAGACAGAUCAACUCGUCUGUUAAGUCGAACGUGUUUGGAUAUAUUGCGCUUGAUUUACACUUUCAAUGGCUAUGAAAUAUCUGAACAAUUUAAUCCUCCCAAGGAAGAUGAUGGAGAGUGCGAUGAUGAUAAUGAUGAUGUAGACAUGUCAGAAAGUAUAUGUGCAAAUGGUCAGUCGGGUACAAAUAGUUCACUUGGACAUUUAACAAAAUUAUUGGCAAAUAUGCACGCUAUGUCAUCGGAACCAGACUAUAAUGCCCAGAAUCUUCCUUCAGAUCCUUUGUUCUUACGUUCAUUGACGAAAAUUUUAGCUUGGCCUGAUACUUCAAUUUGCUCGAAAGCUGCUCAAUGGAUAUCAAUUCUGGUUGAGAUGCUGACCAAUACCGUCACCCAGACUAAUUGUGGUCCAAAAAUUGCUACCACACAUUUAUCUCCUAAUAUUGCAGAAUUUAUUUUAUUCGGAAUCUUAUGUGGUCUACAUGUAAAUGGUAAAAAUGCUGAAAAUGCUUUAAACUGUUUAUUAUAUGCUGGAAUUAAAACUUAUCUAUCUGUGGAUAUUAUUGUGGCCAGACAAAAUUUACGAUCUGUUAUAAUUCGCGUUUUAAUGGAUACAUUAAAUGGUGAUAAAACUAAAGAAGGCCAAAUACAACAACAAAUUCAAAUUUUUGAGGAAAAAAUGUUUGGUAACCGAGACAAACCGGCAACAAUGCGGGCGAGACGUGAUGCUUUUAAAAAAAUCGUCGACCCUAUUAUUGGAGUUCCUCUCAGCCAACGUUUUCGUAAUGAAUUUCAAAUACACAGUAUACCUCCUCUGCACCGACCCAAGUGGAUUCGUAUACGUGAGAAAAGGGAUACAUCUCAUAUUGAAAAUGAUUUCGGUCUUACAAACUUAUUUACUAAUGCAACUAACUAAAUUGGAGAAAUUAUGAUUGUGUACAUUUCUUAUUAAUGAAGUUUUUGUUUCCAUUUCUUUUACACCUCUAACAUCAAUAAUUGCUUUUGUUAUAACUGAAAUUUUAUACCAAAGUUGACAAGACAGUCAGUAGUUG